UGCUAGACGCCUCUCGCCUACGCAACCCUAAUGGAGUCCGUCGCGGCAUCGGCAGCGAUCCCAUCGUCGCCGUCUCCCCUCUCCUUCUUCUUGCCCAAGAGAACAACGCCUCGGCGCCAAUUUCUUCCACUGAUUGCCUCCAAGAGCGAUCGGGAAGAUGAAAAGGAUCUUAAUUUUGCGUCUGAGAGCACCAACCUUGUGCCUUUCCUCGGGGGUCGCGGUUCCCUUUCCCACCUUCCCAAGGAUGCGGCGAUGGGGUUGGUUUUGAGUGUUGCAGCUGGAAGAGGGAGGAUGACGGGAUCUGAAAUGGAAGGCCCUCCCAUCCCAGCUGACGCUGAUUCAACUGAUCAGACUGUUCUUACCUUCCCAUGGUCCUUAUACACCAAAUCUCCCUGACGUCGGAUGCGCGUCUCCUUCACUUGCAACGUCUAUGGCCAGCGAACGACUCACGCCAUCAACCCCCAUGCUUACACUGAUGGCACCGUCUUUGUUCAGGUACUUUACA
Molecule: messenger RNA, 505 nt
Organism: Zingiber officinale
Lineage: Eukaryota; Viridiplantae; Streptophyta; Magnoliopsida; Zingiberales; Zingiberaceae
Exons: 3
Coding region: 31-396 (121 amino acids)
Source: RefSeq, a predicted model, not a curated record